Molecule: messenger RNA, 1455 nt
Organism: Procambarus clarkii (red swamp crayfish)
Lineage: Eukaryota; Metazoa; Arthropoda; Malacostraca; Decapoda; Cambaridae
Product: Adenosine kinase 2
Biological process (GO): purine nucleobase metabolic process; purine ribonucleoside salvage
Cellular component (GO): nucleus; cytosol
Molecular function (GO): adenosine kinase activity
Source: RefSeq, a predicted model, not a curated record
CACCAAGAACGCCUCAGCACUAAACCGCUGGGCAUAAACAGGCUAGUGUGGAGGAACUCAGCUUCCCGGAACACCUUACCAAGAUGAGCGACAACGAGCAACCUGACAACGCCAAGAGGAUUAAGCUGGAUGUUUCGGUAAAGGAAGAAAAUAAGUCCCCCAAAUUACCCGCCCUACAUGCCCACCGUAAGAAGAGUGAAGGUAUACUUUUUGGCAUGGGUAAUCCCUUGCUAGAUAUUUGUGUAAAUGCAGAAGAGGACUUCCUUGAAAAAUAUGAACUGGAAGCAAACAAUGCCAUCCUUGCUGGUGAGAAACAUCAGCCAAUGUACAAAGAAAUGAUAAGCAUGGAAAAAGUGGAGUACAUUGCUGGAGGAGCCACCCAGAACACCAUGCGUGUUGCCCAGUGGAUAUUGAGAAAGCCAUAUUGCGCAACAUUUAUGGGAUCAGUUGGUAAAGAUGAUUACAGCAAGACUUUAGAGAAGAAAGCAAAAGACGCCGGAGUAGUUGUCCGCUAUCAAAAACAAGAUAAACAUGAUACUGGAACUUGUGCUGUUGUAGUGACAAAGAAUGGGAAGUGCAGAUCACUUGUAGCUAACCUUGCUGCUGCCAAUCAUUUUAGCAAGUCCCACUUGGAAAUUCCAGAGAACAAGGCCUUAAUGGAAAAAGCCAAGUUUUAUUACAUAUCUGGCUUCUUCUUAACAGUGUCUCCAGAGUCCAUCCUGAUGGUUGGAAAACAUGCAUGCGAGAACAACAAGGUAUUUUGUAUGAAUCUUUCCGCUCCAUUCCUUUGCGAGUUCUUCAAAGACCCCAUGAUGGAGGCCUUUCCCUACGUUGAUAUUAUCUUCGGCAAUGAAACCGAAGCGGCCAAAUUUUCGGAAGUUCAAGAACUGGGUACAACGGACGUGAAGGAGAUAGCUCUGAAAAUUGCAGCACUCGAAAAGAAGAACUCCAAACGAGAACGUCUGGUUAUCAUUACUCAGGGCGCUGACAAUGUUGUUCUCGCUAAACAUGGUAAGAUUACAGAGUUUCCAGCUACUAAAUUGACUGACGAAGAACUAAUUGAUACUAAUGGUGCUGGUGAUGCCUUUGUUGGAGGUUUUAUGUCGCAACUGGUUCAAGGGAAGACGAUAGAGUCUUGCAUCAGGUGUGGCAUUUGGGCAGCUACAGAAAUCAUUAAGAGAUCUGGGUGCAGCUUCUCGCAAGAUGUUCAUUACCAUGAAUGAACUAUAUCUUCACUAAGUGAAUUUGGUUAGGCUUAUUUAUAAGCCAAUAUUUAUCUAAACUUUUUCUAUCCUAUUUCGUAACAAGCAGGAAUUAAUUUUAUACUGUAAAUUAUUUACAAAAUGCACCAGACAACUAAAUUGCCAACAUGCAUCAAUAUAAAAAUACUUCAGUUUGUGAAAUUGCCUUAAAGCUUAUCCUGUAUUGUUAUAUAAUAAAAGUUUUUAAUUAAAA